Messenger RNA from Strongyloides ratti, 1788 nucleotides. Its product is annotated as Peptidase M1, membrane alanine aminopeptidase, N-terminal domain-containing protein. Gene Ontology annotation, molecular function: zinc ion binding; peptide binding; metalloaminopeptidase activity. Bases 1 to 1788 code for a protein of 595 amino acids. NCBI's taxonomy places the organism in Eukaryota, Metazoa, Nematoda, Chromadorea, Rhabditida, Strongyloididae. Gene Ontology annotation, cellular component: cytoplasm. The transcript has a single exon. The record is from RefSeq and is a predicted model, not a curated record. Gene Ontology annotation, biological process: proteolysis; peptide catabolic process.
AUGCCAAAUCAAGAUGAAUUUUCAUUGAAUGAUGAUAUUUUAUUUGAAGGAAAAAUAUCAAUUCGUUUAAAAACAAAAAAUCCAACAGAUAUUAUUGCUUUAAAUGUUGCAAAUGCUUCUUAUAUUAAUCCUAAUUUUGAAAAUAUAUCAAUAACUGAUUCAUUAUCAAUGAAAAAAGAUAUUAUUAUAAUAAAAAAUAUUGAAUAUGAUGGUAAAAAAGAAAUAAUGUAUUUUUUUUUAAAUAGAUCAUUAAAAGUAGAUGAAGUAAUUAUAUUUUCAUUUGAUUAUAAAGGAUAUAUAAAUAAAUAUGAAAAUUUAGGAAUUUUUAUUAAUAAAACAAGAUCAAGUAAUGAUACAAAACUUUAUGUUGGUACACAUAAUCAACCAGGAUUUGCUCGUCGAUUUAUUCCAUGUUUAGAUGAACCAAAUUAUAAAAGUGUUUGGAAUGUUAGUGUAAUACAUCCAAAACCAACAAAAGCAGUAGGAAAUGGUUCACCUUUAUUAGAAGAAGAUAUAGAUGAUAAAUGGAAAAAAACAACAUUUUCACCAACUUAUAAAAUGAGUUCAUAUUUAUUUGCAUUAUUUGUUUCUGAAUUUAAAUAUAUUGAAAAAGAGGUGACUCAUACAAAUAUACGUUUAUGGUUUGAUUCAAUAUAUCAUGAUAAAGCAGAAAUAAUAUUAUAUUUAAAUGAACAAAUUUUAAUAUUUUUAGAACAUUAUUUUGACUAUGCUUAUCAAAUGAACCAUCUAGAUAUUGUCGCAAUACCACAUUUAAAUGUUGAUGCAAUGGAAAAUUGGGGUCUUAUAAUGUUUAGGAGUAAAAUUCUUUUUGAAGAUAAUGAAAAUGAUAAAACAAGACAAGAGGAUAUAUUAAUUACAAUAACACAUGAAUUAAUUCAUCAAUGGAUUGGUAAUUUAAUUACACCUGAAUGGUGGCAACAUAUAUGGCUUGCUGAAGGAGUAACACAAUUAUUAACAGAAAUUGUUAUUGAAAAAAUAUAUCAUGAAAAUUUGUCAUAUCAAAUAUUUAAUAGAACCAGAAAAGGAAUGUUUAAUGAUUUUAAUAAAACAUAUGACUUAACACUUGAAGAUAAUUUUGAUGAUAUUCAUAAUUAUAAACAUCAUUUUGAUAUUGCUUAUUCAAAAGGAUAUGGUAUUACAAAAAUGGUAUAUCUUAUUUUAGGUUAUGAUUUAUUUCGUGAAGCAAUGAGAUUAUAUGUUAAAAAAAAUAAAUUUUCAAAUGUUGAUAGUACAAUACUUUUUCAAAGAUUUCAAAAAAUUGCUAAUGAAAGUGGUUUUGGUAAUCAAGUUAAUUUUAAUUUAAUGAGAAAAGAAUGGGUUCUUCAAAAAGGUAUUCCACUUGUUGAUGUUAAAAGAAUUGAUAAUAAUACAUUAGAAUUAACUCAACAACCAUUUGAUGUUCGUGAAAAUAAUGAAUUAGGAUAUAAACCAUUUAAUGAAAAAUUUAGAUGUACAUGGAAUAUUCCUAUAUGGUAUACAGUUAACGGUGUACUUCAAAAAUUGGAAUGGUUGCAAAAUCGUUUAACACUUAAUGUUAAUUCAUCUGAUAUCUAUAUUAUAAAUCCUGAAACAAAAGGAUGGUACUUAGUUAGAUAUGAAAAAGACUAUUAUAAAGUAUUAAAAAAUAAAAUUACCAAAAAUACUGUACCACAUAGAAGUUAUAUGUCAGUUGUAUGUGAUGCAGUUUGGUUAUGUGUUGAAAAGUACACGGAUUGCCAAACUGGUUUUGAAUCAACUAGAUGUAUUGUUAAAGCACCAUCUAAUUGA